AUGGCACAACACCCAGAGUUUGAGCGGGCUGGAAAGAAGCAGGGUCUCCAGGUGUGGCGGGUGGAGAACUUUGACCUGGUUCCUGUUCCUGAGAACCUGUAUGGGGGAUUUUACACAGGAGAUGCAUACAUCAUCCUCAACACCAUCAAGCAACGCUCAGGAAACCUGCAGUAUGAUCUCCAUUUCUGGUUGGGUGAUUUCAGCACACAGGAUGAGAGAGGCUCAGCGGCCAUCUUCACAGUCCAAAUGGAUGAUUUCCUCGGGGGGAAACCCAUCCAGUAUCGGGAAGUCCAGGGACAUGAGUCUAAAACCUUCCUAGGCUAUUUCAAAUCUGGGCUCAAGUACAUGAAAGGCGGUGUGGCAUCAGGUUUCAAGCAUGUCGUCACCAAUGAGGUGGUUGUACAGAGAGUCCUCCAGGUUAAAGGUCGUCGUGUUGUUAGGGCAACAGAGGUGCCAGUCAGCUGGGAUAGCUUCAACCAGGGAGACUGCUUCAUUCUGGACUUGGGAGAUGAAAUCUAUCAGUGGUGUGGCUCCCAGAGUAAUCGGUUUGAGAAGCUGAAGGCCACACAGGUUGCCAAGGGCAUCCGUGACAAUGAGCGCAGUGGCAGGGCUCGUGUUUACGUCUGUGAUGAGGGGAGGGAAAGAGAGAAGAUGAUAGAGGUCUUAGGAGAAAAACCAGAUCUGCCUCUUGGAGCUUCUGAUGACAUCAAAGCUGAUGCAUCCAACAGAAAGAGGGCCAAACUAUACAAGGUGUCCAAUGCAAGUGGAGGUAUGACUAUUGCACUGGUGGCUGAAGAGAACCCGUUCCCACAAAGCGCUCUUGAGUCAGGCGACUGUUUCAUUCUGGACCAUGGCUCUGAUGGCAAGAUCUAUGUAUGGAAAGGUCAAGAUGCCAACAUGGACGAGCGAAAGGAGUCGAUCAAAGCGGCUGAGGAGUUCAUCAAGAAGAUGGGUUACCCCAAACACACUGAAGUGCAGAUCCUGCCCGAGAUGGGCGAGACUCCGCUCUUCAAGCAGUUUUUCAAGAACUGGAGAGAUAAAGACCAAACCGUGGGAUUGGGUGUGGCCUACAUUGCUAACAGCAUCGCCAGGAUUGAGAAGGUGCCUUUUGACGCUGCGUGUCUGCACGAUUCUCCCGCCAUGGCAGCCCAGCACGGCAUGGUCGAUGACGGCAGUGGAGAGAAAAAGAUCUGGCGUAUUGAAGGAUCUGACAAGGUGCCAGUUGACCCGUCCACAUACGGCCAGUUCUUCGGCGGAGACAGUUACAUCAUCCUUUAUAACUACCAUCAUGGAGGACGUCAUGGACAUAUCAUCUACAUGUGGCAGGGAAUGGAUUCCAGCCAAGAUGAAAUUGGGGCCUGUGCUGUCCUCGGUGCCCACCUUGAUGAGGAGCUUGGUGGUGGUCCUGUUCAGGUGAGGGUAGUGCAGGGUAAGGAGCCAGCCCACCUGAUGAGUCUAUUUGGAGGACAGCCAAUGGUGGUCUACAAGGGUGGAACGUCCAGGGAAGGAGGUCAGUCAGCUCCAGCAGAGACUCGCCUCUUCCAGGUGCGCUCCAACUCGGCGGGACACACAAGAGCUGUGGAGGUUGAUGCAGUUGCAGCCAACCUGAACUCCAAUGAUGCUUUUAUUCUGGUGAGCCCUGGAGGUUCCUUCCUGUGGGUGGGAGUGGGUGCCAGUGACACUGAGAAGACAGGAGCGCAGCAACUGUGUGACAUCCUAGGAGUGACACCUUCCGAGGUGCAAGAGGGAGGGGAGACAGUGAAUUUCUGGGAUGCGAUUGGUGGAAAGGAUGCAUAUCGCACUUCUACUAGACUUAAGGACAAGAUGGACGCUCAUCCUCCUCGACUCUUUGCUUGCUCCAACAAGACUGGAAACUUCAUUAUUGAAGAGGUACCUGGUGAGAUGACCCAGGAUGACCUCGCCACCGAUGAUGUCAUGAUCCUCGACACCUGGGAGCAGGUGUUUGUCUGGAUUGGCAACGAGGCCCAAGAGGAAGAGAAGACCGAAGCGAUGGCAUCUGCGGUGCGUUACAUCGAGACAGACCCGGCCAACAGGGACCGUAGGACGCCCAUUGUGAAAAUCAAGCAGUGCUUCGAGCCGCCCACCUUCACUGGCUGGUUCCUGGGCUGGGACCAUGACUACUGGACCAGCGACCCGCUGGAGCGCGCCAUGGCUGAACUGGCCGUGUGA
This is a messenger RNA of Nerophis lumbriciformis (worm pipefish), 2190 nucleotides long. NCBI's taxonomy places the organism in Eukaryota, Metazoa, Chordata, Actinopteri, Syngnathiformes, Syngnathidae. The record is from RefSeq and is a predicted model, not a curated record.